This is a messenger RNA of Filobasidium floriforme, 850 nucleotides long. RefSeq lists its product as uncharacterized. The coding region runs from base 1 to 840 and encodes 279 amino acids. The record is from RefSeq and is a predicted model, not a curated record. The transcript has 4 exons. NCBI's taxonomy places the organism in Eukaryota, Fungi, Basidiomycota, Tremellomycetes, Filobasidiales, Filobasidiaceae.
AUGUGGAGCGGACGAACCGAUCUCCAAUCGGCGGAUCCGGACAGCGUGGGGUCCGAUAGAUACCUCAGAGAUGGAAACCUCCACAAGCAACACGUCAAAGGUGACACGCCUGACGAGGAUUCGGAGGAGUAUAGAAGCGGAUCAGAAGAGGGAUCGGUUGUGCUUGUUCAACACGUACCAGAGAUCUACUCUGGAGGAUCCGGAAACGAUGGACCGAAAGAAGGCGAGCUGAGGUGCAACACAAAGAACGACAGGAGGGCGAAGGCGACCGAUCAUCUCAAACUAAAGAAGAAAAGGAAAAGCAAGAACGCGAAGCGAUUCUCGAAUAUAGCCAAAAGCAACCGACAGAUCAUACAGAGCGCAAGGAGGGCGAGGAGGAUCAGGGGAGAAGCGCAUAAGGAUCGGGUAUCAUCCAACCCGAUGCAUAUCGACAACCUCAUCACUCAUGAGAACGUAGACGCCAAGAAGCAGCAGAAUGGCAAUACGGACAGAGUUCUGCCUGAUCCCAUUCGACUCCCCCGUCGAGCCGCGAGGACGGCGCUGCAGCAUCUAUCUAAGAUCUUCAGUAUACCUAUGGCCCAGCUCGAUCCCCUUCUGCUCUCUCCAAAGAUCUACGCCUACGCACCAUCUCGUAUCCCAGAACACCCUGGUCUCGAUCAGUUGGACGUCUUGAUGAUUGGGUGGGAGAACCAACAAGGGGGUGAGGGUACGGUUGAAAGGGUUGGGCUAGAGCUGGCUUGUGCCUGGGUCUUGGCUUGGGAGAUGAAGGAAGAUGCUUCGUUGCCAUAUGAGAUUGAGCAGCGGUUGAUCGCCGCGCUCGAUAAGCUAGCCUACGAAUGAUGUUCUGGAG